Messenger RNA from Rubroshorea leprosula, 1472 nucleotides. NCBI's taxonomy places the organism in Eukaryota, Viridiplantae, Streptophyta, Magnoliopsida, Malvales, Dipterocarpaceae. The record is from the annotation of a GenBank genome assembly.
UGAAGUUUAUUUUAAAGCAAUUUCUAGGGGGCGUGCAUUUACCAUUAGGGAGGUCAAGGCUUCAUAUAUUGGGAAAUUUGUCAGGAUAUCUGGUAUUGUGACCCGUCGUUCAGAUGUCAGGCCCUUGAUGCAGGCAGCUGUAUACACCUGUGAAGAAUGUGGCUUUGAAAUUUACCAGUUUUGUUGUGUUUCUUUUUGUCUCAUGUACUAAACAGGAGGUGACUGCUCGAGUUUUCAUGCCCCUGUUUGAAUGUCCAACUGACUGUUGUAAAGUAAAUAAGACAAAAGGGAACCUCAUCCUUCAACUCAGAGCAUCAAAGUUCUUGAAGUUUCAGGAGUUCUUCCAUUUGAUAUGAUUUUCAUUCAUAAACAGUAACUUUAAUCACAAGCAAGAAUUUUCUGUUGCUGGCUCAUGAUGCUAGAUGACUUUUUGCAGGCCAAGGUUCAAGAGUUGGCAGAACAUGUUCCAAAAGGCCAUAUCUCGCAAUCAAUGACUGUCCAUUUAAGAGGAGAACUAACAAGAAAGGUAUUGGCAGAUAUAUGGGUAUAUGUGCUAUUGAUGAGUUUGACAAGAUGGAUGAAUCUGAUUGAACAGCAAUACAUGAAGUUAUGAGGCAGCAAAUUGUCAGUAUUGCUAAGGCUGGAAUCACCACAUCUCUUAAUGCAAGAACCGCAAUUCUUGCUGCUGCAAAUCCUGCCUGGGGAAGAUAUGACCUACGUAGAACUGCAGCUGAAAAUAUCCAUCUCCCUCCAGCCCUUCUAUCAAGAUUUGAUCUUCUGUGGCUGAUCCUAGAUCGAGCAGAUAUGGAUGGUGACCUUGAAAUGGCCAGGCAUGUUGUCUAUGUGCACCAGAAAAGAAACGAGAAUCUCCUGCUCUUGGUUUCACUCUGCUUGAAUCAUCAGUUCUCCGUGCAUAUAUUUCUGCUGCAAUAAGAUUAUCUCCUUAUGUUCCAAGGGAACUGGAGGAGUACAUUGCAACUGCUUACUCCAGUAUUCGACAAGGAGAAGCUAGAUCAAAUACCCCUCAUUCAUAUGCUACUGUGAGGACUUUGCUUAGUAUCCUCCGGAUAUCAGCUGCACUAGCAAGGCUUCGGUUCUCAGAAACCUUGGCUCAGAGUGAUGUGGAUGAGGCUCUUAGAUUGAUGCAGAUGUCAAAAUUCUCUUUAUAUGCUGAUGAUUGUCAGAAAUCUGGUCUGGAUGCAAUCUCCGAUAUCUAUUCAAUCCUGCGAGGUGAAGCAGCAAGGACUAAACAAGAUGGAUCUUAGCUAUGCCCAUGCACUAAAUUGGAUUUCUAGAAAGGUUAGUUCUCUAAGUCGGAGUUGAAUUUAUUGAUCUGGUACUGAAUAAUGAUGUCAAACAAUAAAAUGCCGUCCCUUUGAAGUGUCUGCCAAAGGUGACAACCAUUUUUUGCACAUGUAUUUCCUUAAAAUGGGUCUUCUAACUUCUGUUUGAGAUCACAUUUCUGGAAACAA